AUGGUCUCCGAACAGCUGGCGCCGCAUGAGGGCGAUGAAGAGGAGGAUGGAGAGAAUGGGGACGGAGAUGAGGAAGAUGGCGAAAAUGAGGAUAUGGAGGAGGAGGACAAUUCUGGUGACACUUCGAAUGAUGAGGAGCACAUCGACAGAGAAGGCGAGGAGCCGGGCAUCUUCUUCCACGACAUUCCCGCCGACCUGAACGGGCGCAAUGCGGCGCGCCUCUUUGACGACGCCUCGAUGUUGAUGCUGAGCGACCUGAUGACGACCACGACCACGAGCUCCUCCUCCUCUUCCGCUUCCACUUCUUCCGCCUCCAACGAGGCGCCCAUCUCGCUGGUGCUCACCAAGUUCCACCUCCUGCUCCUCUACCCCAGUCGGCUGAAGGUCGUUUGUCGGCUCAAUCAGGCGGUCAUCCUCGAGGACCGCUUCAGCGGCACGUACGGCCGCGUCCUCGGCCUCUGCCGCGACCCGAUCCGCGGGACGGUGUGGGCGUACGCGGAGCACGCCGUCUACCGCUACAAGAUCGUCCAGGAGGAGCGCAAUAUCUGGGAGAUCUACCUGAAGAAGCGCGACUUUGCGGCGGCGCGCCUCCACGCCGGCGACGACCUCCUCAAGCAGGACCGGACGGUCUGCGAGGAGGCGCUGCACCUCUUCUCGGUGGGCGACUACCGCGCCAGCGCCGCCCUCUUUGCCGGCGCGCGCUCCCGCUCCUUUGAGGAGAUUGCCCUCAAGUUCAUUGAGCUGGGCGGCGGCGGCAACGGUGGCGGCGACCCGGACCAGGAGGCGCUGAAGGAGUACCUGCUGUGCAAGCUGCGCACUCUGAGUCCGGUGAAGGAGCGGACGCAGGUGAUCAUCCUCCUGCUGUGGCUGCUGGAGAUCAGCCUCAAUCAGCUGGGACGGCUGGCGAAUCGGAUGGAGGACGCGGAGCUGAGCAACCAGGAGGUGCUCAACCUCAAGGUGGAGUACAAUCGGGUGGAGGCCAACCUGAAGGGGCUGAUUUCCAAUUCCAACUACAAGGCCGUCCUAAAGAAGAACCGCCACAUCGCCUACAACCUGCUGCUGGCGCACAACGCCCAGUCAGUGCUGAUCUACUUCGCCGAGACGAUGGACGACUUUGAGCGGCUGCUGGAGCACUACCUCGCCCAAGGGGAGCUCGACCAGGCGCUGAGCAUUCUGCGGAAGGAGGAGUGCCUCGCCCUCUACUACCGCUACUCGCCGGUCAUUGUGCAGGAGCGGCCGCGGGAGCUAGUGGCCCAGCUGAUGCCCCUCGCGAAGGGCAUCGACUUUGCGAAGCUCAUUCCGGCGCUGGUGCACUUUGACAGCGGCGAAAACGAUUCGGUGAAGGAGCCUGAAGUGAAGGGAGGCAGCAAACAAAGCAGCUUCACCAAGCGGGAGCUGCAGUGCCUGGAGAUACUGCGCUUCCUCGAGUACUGCGUCUUCAGCCUGGAGACGGACAGCUCGCUGGUGCACAACUACCUCAUUGCCCUCUACGCCCAGUACCAGCCGGACAAGCUCCUUACCUACCUGCAGAUUAAAGGGGGCGGAGGUGUGGGCGGCAAUGAAAGCGGUGGGGGCGGUGGCGAACUGGACGCCUCCUCCCUCCUGCAGCCGGCCCUGCCCUACGACGUCCGCUACGCCGCCCGCCUCUGCACGCAGCUCGGCCUGGGCCAGGCCACCGUGCACCUGCUCGCCACGAUGGGCUCCAUCGAGGAGGCGGUGGAGCAGGCGCUGGCGGACGGCGACGUGGAGCUGGCGAAGACGACCGCCGAGAGGGUGUCCGCCGUGCAGCGGCCGGAGAUGGCCAAGCGGCUGUGGCUGAAGAUUGCCAAGCACGUCAUCAAGAAGUCCUCCUCCUCGACUGAGGAUGGAGCAAACUCCUCCUCCUCCUCCUCCUCCUCCGACAACUUCAACCUGAAGAUGGCCACCGACCUGCUGAACGAGUGCCCCCUGCUGAAGAUCGAGGACAUCCUGCCCUACUUUCCCGCCUUCAGCACCAUCGACCACUUCAAGGAGGCGAUCUGCAGCUCGCUGGAGGAGUACAACCGGACGAUUGAGACGCUGCGCGAGGACAUGAAGGUGGCGACGGAGAGUGCGGCGGAGAUUCGCGAGGAGAUUCGCCGCCUGCGCUCCCGCUACACGCUGAUCAGCGCCACCGCCGACCGGUGCGCCCUCUGCGAGUACGCCGUCCUCAGCAAGGCCUUCUACGCCUUCAACUGNGAGACGCUGCGCGAGGACAUGAAGGUGGCGACGGAGAGUGCGGCGGAGAUUCGCGAGGAGAUUCGCCGCCUGCGCUCCCGCUACACGCUGAUCAGCGCCACCGCCGACCGGUGCGCCCUCUGCGAGUACGCCGUCCUCAGCAAGGCCUUCUACGCCUUCAACUGCGGCCACCUCUUUCACUCGGACUGCCUGCUCGAUGAGGUGCGGCCCCAUCUGGCGCCGGCGGAAAAGCGCCGCCUGGAGGAGCUGGAGCGGUCGCUGAUGCGGUCUUCAUCGCAGCCUGCUGCUGGUGGCUCGGCGAGCAAUUUAGGAGGGAGCAACGGAGGAGGGAGCACGGCCACCGCCGAGGCGGCCAGCAUCGCCGAGGCGAACCGCCGCGAGGAGGUCUACGCGGCCAUCGACGACCUGGUGGCCAGCGAGUGCCUCUACUGCGGCCACCACAUGAUCGCCAGCAUCGACAAGCCCUUCAUCGACCCGGAGGAGACCAAUGCGCUGAAGGGCUGGGACUGA
Messenger RNA from Rhagoletis zephyria (snowberry fruit fly), 2727 nucleotides. The record is from RefSeq and is a predicted model, not a curated record. Lineage: Eukaryota; Metazoa; Arthropoda; Insecta; Diptera; Tephritidae.